Miniopterus natalensis is the source of this 1078-nucleotide messenger RNA. RefSeq names its product translocase of inner mitochondrial membrane 13 (gene TIMM13). The record is from RefSeq and is a predicted model, not a curated record. NCBI's taxonomy places the organism in Eukaryota, Metazoa, Chordata, Mammalia, Chiroptera, Miniopteridae.
CUCCACUUCUUAACCUCCCCCGGCAGUACUCGCUACCGUAGUUCCCUGCACCGUUUCUCUAGCUGAGCCUCCAACAAGGCCAGCGUUCUUCACUCGAGGCGCCCAGGGUUCUUCUCGGCUCCACCCCAAUGCAGCGCGCAGGGUACACGCGCCGCCACCUCCCCCUGCGCAUGCGUGGUGGGAUGCGUUGGGGGCUGGGCCUGUGCGCGGAGUGCCCCUCCCCGCGCCAAGUCGGAGCCGCCAGCUCCCAGCACAGCAAGCUGUCCGGAAGUCAACGCUGGAUAUCGGCUUCCAACAUAGCGGCGGGCUUAUGGGAGUUGUGGUCCUGCCCGUCGUCCUGUCCCCAGCACGCCCGGACUCCAUUUCCCGUGGAGCCACGGGCGUCCGACUUCCGGUGCAGGUACGGGUCGGCGCACGCGGCCUCGUGCCGGUUGACUUUGCGGAGCUAUGGAUGGAGGCUUCGGCUCGGAUUUCGGUGGCUCGGGGGGCGGCAAGCUGGAUCCGGGGCUCAUCAUGGAGCAGGUGAAGGUGCAGAUCGCCGUGGCCAACGCGCAGGAGCUGCUGCAGAGGAUGACAGACAAGUGCUUCCGGAAGUGCAUCGGGAAGCCGGGGGGCUCCUUGGACAAUUCGGAGCAGAAAUGCAUCGCCAUGUGCAUGGACCGCUACAUGGACGCCUGGAAUACCGUAUCCCGCGCCUACAACUCGCGGCUGCAGCGAGAACGAGCCAACAUGUGACCGGGAGGUGCUGGGCCUGGCCCAACUGGUGGGCCGCCCCUACCCGUGUUCAAUUUCCAUAAAUGUGCUUUGUGAGGCAGGGGCUCGCGUGUGCGUGCUGCCUGCCACUGGUUUAUGAGGAUGACACUGGUGCUGGGACACGGGAUUAUGCCUCCCCUCUUUUGCCUAGCCGACCUCCCACCUGUCAGUGAGUGUAGUUGGGGACUUGGGGGUCCUGGAAUUUCCCAAAGUGUUGGCCAUAGAGUCCUCCUGUGGACCUGGGGUUGGGGCUAUAGUUAGACCCCACGUGAGCUGUGACCUCUUCGGGGUGGGCUGACAAAUAAAUUUAUGAGGGAGGGGUGGA